Messenger RNA from Talpa occidentalis (Iberian mole), 1710 nucleotides. RefSeq names its product NADPH oxidase 3 (gene NOX3). The transcript has 13 exons. Lineage: Eukaryota; Metazoa; Chordata; Mammalia; Eulipotyphla; Talpidae. The record is from RefSeq and is a predicted model, not a curated record. Gene Ontology annotation, molecular function: superoxide-generating NAD(P)H oxidase activity. The coding region runs from base 1 to 1704 and encodes 567 amino acids. Gene Ontology annotation, biological process: superoxide anion generation; defense response. Gene Ontology annotation, cellular component: plasma membrane; NADPH oxidase complex.
AUGAUGAGGUGCUGGAUUUUGAAUGAAAGCCUCUCCGUCAUAUUGGCACUCUCAUGGCUGGGAGUGAAUUUAUAUCUGUUUAUUGACACAUUCUAUUGGUAUGAAGAGGAAGAGUCGUUCCUUUACACACGAGUUCUUCUGGGUUCCACACUGGCUUGGGCUCGAGCAUCUGCUGUGUGCCUGAACUUCAACUGCAUGCUGAUCCUACUACCAGUCAGCAGAAACCUCAUUUCAUUCAUUAGAGGGACAAGUAUCUGUUGCAGAGGGUCCUGGAGGAGACAAUUAGACAAAACCCUCAAAUUCCACAAACUCGUUGCCUAUGGGAUAGCCAUCAAUACAGCUAUUCACAUCGUGGCACAUUUAUGCAACCUGGAGCGCUACCACGCCAGCCAGGCGGGGGAAGCAGGUGGACUUUCAGCUGCACUUUCCAAACUUGGAGAUGCCCCGCAUGAGACCUACCUGAACCCCAUCCGGAGUGCAGGCGCAAACACCCCUGCUGCAUUGCUGACCACCAUCGCAGGCAUCACCGGCCUGGUGACCACACUGGCCCUCAUCCUGACCAUGACCUCGUCCACCGAGUCCAUCAGACAGGCCUCCUAUGAGCUGUUCUGGUACACACACCAUGUUUGCAUCCUCUUCUUUAUCAGUCUGGCUGUCCAUGGGGUAGGUCGGAUGGUUCGAGGCCAAACCCCAGAGAGUCUGCAGCUGCACAACAUCACCUUCUGCAGAGACCACUAUGCUGAAUGGCAGGCAGCCACGCCCUGCCCUGUACCUCAGUUUUCUGGCAAGGAACCUUCGGCUUGGAAGUGGGUCUUAGGCCCUGUGGUUCUGUACAUGUGUGAGAGAAUGAUUAGAUUCUGGAGAUUUCAACAAAAGGUGGUCAUUACCAAGGUGGUGAGCCAUCCAUCUGGAGUCCUAGAACUUCAGAUGAGAAAGCGUCACUUUAAGAUGGCGCCGGGACAAUACAUCUUGAUCCAGUGCCCAUCCAUCUCCCGCCUGGAAUGGCACCCAUUCACCCUCACCUCCGCUCCCCAGGAAGACUUCUUCAGUGUGCACAUCCAGGCCGCGGGGGACUGGACCGCAGCUCUGUGUGAGGCCUUCGGAGCAGAGGGCCAGGUCUCCAAGGAACCCGGGAGCCUGCCAAGGCUAGCAGUGGAUGGACCCUUUGGAGCCUCGCUGAUGGACGUGUUUCACUACCCAGUGAGCGUGUGCAUUGCUGCAGGAAUAGGGGUCACUCCCUUCGCUGCACUCCUGAAAUCUGUCUGGUACAAGAGUGAGUCAGAAACCCAGCUGAAGCUGAGCAAGGUGUAUUUCUACUGGAUUUGCCGGGAGCCCAGUGCUUUCGAGUGGUUUGCUGAUCUCUUACUGUCUCUGGAAACACGUUUGAGUGAGCAAGGGAAAGCUCACUGUCUGAGUUAUCAUAUAUUUCUCACUGGAUGGGAUGAAAACCAGGCUAUUUACAUAGCUUUACACUGGGAUGAAAAUACUGACGUGAUUACGGGGUUAAAGCAGAAAACCUUCUUCGGAAGACCCAACUGGAAUAAGGAGUUUCAGCAGAUCGCCUGCAAUCACCCUGGCAGCAACAUUGGUGUGUUCUUCUGUGGGCCCAAAACUCUCUCAAAGACGCUUCAAAGCAUGUGCCGCCUAUAUUCAUCCGCUGACCCCAGGGGCGUCCAUUUUUACUACAACAGAGAAAGCUUCUAGACUUAG